AGGACUUCCCAGUAGUGGGACUGUACCCGCUGCAGCAGCACAGACGCUCCCUAUGGCUUCAGUUAGCUGGCUAACUGCGGCUAGCUAAUCCAAAGCUGCGGGGAAAAUGUUGACUUUCCGCGCUUUGCUAACUGGCCGGUAUGGUUGCAAAGUCGAAGGAUUGUGCCAUGACUUUACCCCACCGUGCUGUUGAUGUUUUCCGAGCCUGGAGUUAUGCUCUCACGAAAGAAAAGUAAGAACGAAGCGUCCAAACCAGCCGAGGUACACGGGAAGUAUGUGAAGAAGGAAACGUCGCCGCUCCUGAGAAAUCUUAUGCCCUCCUUCAUCCGUCAUGGACCCACUAUACCCAGACGCACAGAGGUCCCUCUGCCAGAAAUGGUGCCUUCUUCCUACCCUUUGGCACCCAGCCGGGAACCUGUGGUGUCCCGUAACAAGAGUGUCCUCCGUACCCAUGUGCAGAAGACUCCUCACGAGGUGGCCCGCACAGAGAGCCACCGCUUGUCUGCACCUCCGUACCUGCCUCGCAGUCUGGGAGACAUUUCGCAUGAGUAUGGAGGCUCAUCACAGUCCUUCCUUACAGACGUGAGCCCCAUGUCUGAGAAUGGAGAUGCCCGGUAUUAUUACCCCUCUGAACCUUAUUAUGAAAACCAGCAACAUCAACAGCAGCAGCAGCAGCGCCAGCCAAGGAGAGUCCCAGACCGCUUUCCUGAAGACUAUAGAUACUAUGAGCACAAUGAGCACAACUUCCAAAGACAUCCCCGACAACAUACUCCCCCAGCUCCAAACAGACCCCCUUCAGCCAUAGGUCGAAUACAGGCCAAGUCUCUGGGGAACCUGUCCAGUCUGACGGGGGAGGACCUCCCCCUUCCGGCCGGUUGGACCGUUGACUGGACCAUCCGUGGCAGGAAGUACUACAUCGACCACAACACUAACACUACACACUGGAGCCACCCUCUCGAGAGGGAGGGGCUCCCUCCAGGCUGGGAGAAGGUGGAGUCCGCUGAGUUUGGGGUCUACUAUGUGGAUCACAUAAACAAGAGGGCACAAUACCGUCAUCCAUGUGCUCCAAGCGUACCUCGCUACGAUCAACCCCCACCACUACCACCUCCCGUGGCCUAUCAGCCACGUCCUGCAGAGAGGAACCAGCCAGUCCUCGUACCAGCUAACCCAUACCACACAGCCGAGAUCCCAGACUGGCUGCAGGUGUAUGCUCGUGCACCACUCAAGUACGACCACAUCUUGAAGUGGGAGCUGUUCCAGCUGGCAGACCUGGACACGUACCAGGGAAUGCUGAAGCUGCUCUUCAUGAAGGAGCUCGAACACAUCGUCAAGUCCUAUGAGGCGUACCGGCAGGCGCUGCUGUCGGAGGUGGAGGCACGCAAACAGCGGCAACAGUGGUACGCCCAGCAGUCCAACAAGAACUUCAUAGGGAACAUGUGAUGUGUGUGUGUGUGUGCGUGUGUGUGCAGCAGGGACUUCUCAAUGCCACACCUCUCUGAGGUUUCCUCAGUUUGGGAGCGGUCAGAGCUGCCUUUGAAAUCAUGAUUGACUCUUAAUUGCCUCUUUACCAAACACAUCUGUGCCUUUGCUUGAUCCAAAUAUAUCAGCCAGGAGGUCGAGACACAUAUAUGGCCAGGGUGGGGGUCAUGUGACACUCCGUUUAUGGAUGACUGAUAGAAACAAAAACAAAAAAAAAAAAACACUAGAAUGAAGAAAUAAUGUGUUGCAUCAUGGGAAACUGCUUGUGGUUCCAUUGAAAGCCACCGACCUGGGAAAAUUGCUGUUUGAAUUCCUUUUUUAAAGACUGAGAAGCACAGAGUAUGAAAAAUCAACUCUGGGUAUUUGUUGCAAAAGCAUCCUGACAUUGUGCCUUUAAUAAAACAAAGUGCGGCAGUUUUACGUCUGCUCAUAUCGUGUAUACGCCAGCUACUCCGUCAUUUUUUCCUGUGGGAGAAAGCGACAGGCAGCUUUUUCUAAUUUGACUUCAUGGCUUCUUUCCUUUGCUCUGUUACUGUCAUAAACUGAAACCACACACAGAAAGUGUACAUUGUUCCUUUUUUUAUGACGUACUUUUAAGACAAUCCACCAAAACCUUAACAGAUAUUUAAUUUUUGAUUUUUCUUUUUUGAUUGAUGAAGCAUCAGAUUGGAUGCGGUGGUUUGAGCGUCUCUCGGCAUUAUUGUUCGUCAGGAAAAUUCACAUUUUUGUGCAUUUAAUUAAACGCAAAUAAGCUACUGGAACUUUUUUAAAGAAGUCACAUUCAUUUUGCCAAAAACUUUACUUUCCCUUUGUUUCAGUUUUUUCAUGCUUUAUGUUUAUGGCCUGACAUCUUGCUUCACUGAUAUAACAGAAGUCCAGGUUCUUGGACGCAUAUUCUACUGAUCACUAAUCAGCUUUUAUCUCCUCUUAAGAUACUCAGAAAUGUUUUCUUACUUUUUUUUGUCUACUGGAGACCAGUGAUAAUGUGUUAUUCUCAAUAUAUAAAAUGUUUAAGGAGUCCUGUGUAUCAGAGGAACCUAAACAUUUCUGAAUGUCCUAAAUGGGAGCAGUGGAAUAGGUUUGUACAGAACAUUGGGCUUCUCUUUGGGCCUCUGUCAUAUCUCCUCAGAACAAUGUCAACAGUUUGUUCAUACCUUAUUUUGUGAAUUGCAAUUACAGGACAUAAGCAAUAAAGUCUGCAGUGAAGAAAAAUACA
Messenger RNA from Pelmatolapia mariae (spotted tilapia), 2695 nucleotides. It is a transcript of the gene sav1, whose product is annotated as salvador family WW domain containing protein 1. The coding region runs from base 193 to 1440 and encodes 415 amino acids. Gene Ontology annotation, biological process: negative regulation of cell population proliferation; positive regulation of apoptotic process; apoptotic process. Gene Ontology annotation, cellular component: cytosol. The transcript has 5 exons. Gene Ontology annotation, molecular function: molecular adaptor activity; protein binding. The record is from RefSeq and is a predicted model, not a curated record. Lineage: Eukaryota; Metazoa; Chordata; Actinopteri; Cichliformes; Cichlidae.